Molecule: messenger RNA, 615 nt
Organism: Trypanosoma brucei brucei TREU927
Lineage: Eukaryota; Euglenozoa; Kinetoplastea; Trypanosomatida; Trypanosomatidae
Product: ubiquinone biosynthesis protein COQ7 homolog, putative
Exons: 1
Coding region: 1-615 (204 amino acids)
Biological process (GO): ubiquinone biosynthetic process
Cellular component (GO): mitochondrial inner membrane
Molecular function (GO): 3-demethoxyubiquinol 3-hydroxylase activity
Source: RefSeq, a predicted model, not a curated record
AUGUUACGCAGAUCGGUGGUUAACCUUCAGAACCCAGCUCGUGUUUUCAGAAGCGCGGCGAAGCGGCAAAAGCUCGAUGAAGCUGUGCGCGUUGACCAGGCUGGGGAAGUGGCUGCGGUGCGCAUAUGCAAGUAUCAGUUGCUAUGGAUGUCCCCCCUCGAUAGUGGCGUGCCAGUUGUCAAGGAGAUACUGAGGGAUGAGCUCGUUCACGAAGAGGUUAUGGGUCACCUAGCUCGUAAGCAUUCGGUGCGCUUGACGUUACUAGAUCCACUGUUUCACGUGGGCGCCUUUGUGAUGGGUAGUUGCACCGCUCUUCUGGGAAAGGAUGCAGUAAUGUGUUGCCAUGCUGCUGUUGAAGUCACAAUAGCACAGCACUAUAAUGAUCAGCUUAGGGAGCUACAAUCCCUCGAGGAGUCGGAAGGUGCUUCGAAAGGCAAGGAUGAAAAGGACUGGGCAGAAGUCAUGGAGUAUGUUGCUCGGUUCAGGGAUGAAGAACUGCAUCACCAGGAGCUCGGGGAGCAAAAUGGCGCAGAAAAUGCACCAGCGUACCCACUUUUGUACAAUGGCAUUCGUAUAAUGUGUUCUCUGGGUGUGGCUUUAGCGAAAAGGAUUUGA